Messenger RNA from Durio zibethinus, 1738 nucleotides. NCBI's taxonomy places the organism in Eukaryota, Viridiplantae, Streptophyta, Magnoliopsida, Malvales, Malvaceae. The record is from RefSeq and is a predicted model, not a curated record.
CCUACGCCAAACUCAGUCCCUACCCAUUUUCAGUUCAAACUUCCCUCCACUUUCUUCUUUAUCUAUUCCGUUUCGGAAGCAAAAAAAGAAAAAAGGAAAAACAAAUUAAACCUUUUUGUGAUUGUUCAGAAUGUCAAUAAUUGAGUUAAACUUGGUGUAUUUUCAUGUUGUUUUGUUAAAGAUUUAAGGAAAAAGUUUCGGUCUCUGGAUUCAACUACGAUGCCAGAGAUUGAAGACACAGCCAGCUCCAGCACAACCGGUGAGUUGUCGGAAAUUGCAUCGGAGAUCACCCUCUUCGGAAAGUACGAGAUUGGCAAGUUGCUGGGAUGUGGGGCCUUUGCAAAAGUUUACCACGCGCGCAACGUAAGGACGGGGCAGAGCGUCGCCCUCAAAGCCGUGAGCAAACAAAAAGUACUCAAAGAAGGGUUCAUGGUGCAGGUUAAGAGAGAAAUUGCUAUCAUGCGCCGGUUGCACCACCCUAACAUCGUCAAACUUAUCGAGGUGUUGGCUACCAAAACUAAGAUUUACUUCGUCAUGGAAUUCGCCAAAGGAGGGGAGCUGUUCACGAGGAUUGCCAGGGGACGUUUCAGUGAAGAUCUCAGCCGUCGGUAUUUCCAACAGUUGAUUUCAGCCGUCGGAUUCUGUCAUUCGAGGGGCGUGUUCCACCGCGAUUUGAAACCGGAAAAUCUCCUCCUUGAUGAAAGCUGGAACUUAAAAGUAUCAGAUUUCGGACUUAGCGCGGUGGCGGAUCAGAUCCGACCCGACGGCCUUCUCCAUACUUUAUGCGGAACCCCAGCUUACGUGGCGCCUGAGAUUCUUGCGAAGAAAGGAUACGAUGGUGCCAAAGUCGAUGUGUGGUCAUGUGGCAUCGUUUUGUACGUUCUCCACGCUGGAUAUCUGCCGUUCAACGACCCCAAUCUGAUGGUUAUGUACCGUAAGAUUUAUAAAGGCGAAUUCCGUUUCCCGAAAUGGACAUCUCCUGAUCUCCGGCGAUUUUUAUGUCGGCUUCUCGAUACUAAUCCUGAAACUAGGAUCACCGUCGAUGAAAUCAUCAGUGAUCCUUGGUUCAAGAAAGGUUACAAAGAAAUCAAAUUUCGUGCCGAAGAUUUUGAAUUGAAAGAAGAAACCCAGAGCACCAAGUGCUUAAACGCCUUCCAUAUAAUCUCUUUUUCAUCCGGUUUCGACCUCUCCGGUUUGUUCAGCGAGGCGGAGUUUUCUGUCCGAAGAGAGCGGUUUAUAUCGGGGGAGAAACCGGAGAGAAUUUUAGAUAGAAUCGAGGAAGAGGUGGGAAGAAUAGAGAAUGUGAAGGUGAAAAAGAGAAAAGAGAAAGGGAUAAGGUUGGAAGGGCAGAAUAAUAAUUUUAUUCUUGCCGUAGAUAUUCAGCAGUUGACGGAAAAUCUGGUAGUGGUGGAGGUGGGGCGGUGGGAGAUUAACGUUGGGGCAAGUGGUGAAAUUUGGAAAAAUAAGUUAAGGCCAAAACUUUCCGAUUUGGUAUAUAAAACUGAAGCAGAGCAGGUUUCUGGGUAAUAAUAGAGGAUUCAUGGCAGAGCUGAGAACCGUUCGGAAAGAGUCGUGGUAUCGACUGCUGUAAAUAUAUCCAUAUUCAGCCCAAAGGAAAGAGAAAAAAGAAAAAAACUUCCGUAUGUUAGUCUCAAAUAAUGUCUUGUCUAGUUUGUUCGACAAACCGGAGCAAAGCGAAAUUCACUAACCGGGUUUCCUUCGUUUUUUUUUUUUUUUU